AUGAAUAUGUUCAGUCGGUUUGGAUAUCCACGCAAAAGGCCAUACGAACCAUUGUUCGAUGAUGUCAGCAAUAGAGUUUCUAAGAGACGUAACUCAGACGAUUCACAAAAUAGUGCUGAAUUAUCAGUAAAGACGCAAUUCAACAAUAAUACUCAACUUCCCACUCCAGAAGUUUCUCCAAUUAAACCAAGUGGGGUGCUAGAGAGAAAAUUCUCAGAAUUGAAUCUCAUUAAACAUAUUCCAAAAACAGAAGAUACACAUCAAAUAUUCAAGAUUCCUGAAAUUCUAGCGAAUAUUCUUAAAUUCGUACAGCUGCAAGAUUACUGUGAAUCUGAUAAGCAUGCCAAAGAGAUAAAGACUCUGCUCCGGGGCAGAAAUGCUCCACAAUCCUAUAGACAUUGUUUGAUGAUGUAUCAGAAUGAGGAAGUUGCAAAACACAUUUGGAAUAAACUAACAGAAAAAUCCUCACAAACUACAACAAAUAAUGACUCAAAUACUCUAUACAAUUGUCUAUCAGUCAACAAAUUAUGGUACUAUCUUGGUGCCCCAAUGUUUUCUGAACAGAUUGUAUUUGAGAAUGAAGACAUGUUCAGAAAAUUUUUAAUAAAUCUAACAACACCAAUAAAACCAAAAUCCAUUAUCAUUAAAAAUAUACGUUCAACUGUCGAUUACACCACUUAUUUAUUAAACCCAAAUUUAAAUCUAUCAGAAGUGACCCAUUUAGAAUUGAAAUUAUGUCACUAUUUUGUUCCACCAGUACAAUGGUUUAAAAAUCUAACAAAGUUAGAGACGUUAUCAUUCCCAGGAAGCAAAAAAAUCAGCGAUAGGUAUUUAUUUGAGGUCCUAAUGGAUGGGUCAUUAAGCAAUCUGAAACAUUUAGAUUUAAGGGCCUGUGAAAAUGUAACAGAUGCAGGAAUCGUUUAUGUAGCAACAAAAUGCCCUCAAUUACAAUCGUGCAAUUUAGGGAGACACAAGUCUGGAGAAUCGAUAACUGGUGUCUCAGUGGCAGCAUUAUCCAUGCAUACAAAUAUUGAAACGCUGGGUCUAACCGGAUGUAACAUUAACGAUGCUGCCAUUUGGGAAUUGGCUAAUACAUGUGGAAAAAACAUAACGAGAUUAGCAAUAAACAAUUGCAAACUUUUAUCAAACUUGAGUUUGAGAAUAAUUACAAAUUAUACAUAUUUUCCAAACUUAUCAGUGUUGGAAAUAAAAAACGUCCCGGGAUUCAUUGAGGUGAAAAGUCUUGUAGUCUUUAAAAAUUGGAAACAUUCAAUAAAACGCCCAUUUUUAUUAGAAACUUGCGAAAGAGUGAAUAAAUUAAUACAGACUGAAGAAUCAAAAGUAAUGAGAACUAAUUCAUUGACUGCCAUACGGGAUAUGACAGAAUGGGUCAAUGAAAAUAUUGAAGACAAAUGUUAA
Molecule: messenger RNA, 1419 nt
Organism: Tetrapisispora phaffii CBS 4417
Lineage: Eukaryota; Fungi; Ascomycota; Saccharomycetes; Saccharomycetales; Saccharomycetaceae
Gene: AMN1
Product: Amn1p
Exons: 1
Coding region: 1-1419 (472 amino acids)
Biological process (GO): SCF-dependent proteasomal ubiquitin-dependent protein catabolic process
Cellular component (GO): SCF ubiquitin ligase complex
Source: RefSeq, a predicted model, not a curated record